AUGGCGACGAAUGUGACGGUGGAGAUCGAGGCGGAGGAAAUGGAUGAGGGUCUAAGUUUGAUGGAGGAUUUGAAGUCGGGAGGUUUGAAUAUCAGUAGGCACACGAAAAUGCCAGGAAGGGUCAAAAUAGUUGGUUUCAUCAAGAAAAGGUUUGAGAGCAUGCUAAUAGAAGGUCUCAACCACAGGCCAUUAAAAGAGCUGGCAGAUGAGGCAAUCAAGUUGAGGUUUAAUUGUGUACGACUCACGUAUGCAACUCAAAUGUUCACUCGUUAUGCAAAUAGGACAGUUGAAGAGAAUUUUGACCUUCUCGAUUUAGAGCAAGCAAAAGCCGGAUUGGCUCAAUAUAAUUCUUUUGUGUUGAACAAGACUAUUGCUGAAGCCUAUGAAGCUGUUGUUGAUGUGCUUGGAGAGAGUGGUUUAAUGGUGAUUGCCGACAACCAUAUGAGUCAGCCAAGAUGGUGUUGCUCCCUUGACGAUGGCAAUGGAUUUUUUGGAGACCGCUAUUUUGACCCUCAAGAAUGGCUACAAGGUCUUAGCUUAGUUGUUCAACGCUUUUCCAAGAAACCAACGGUACGUAAAAAUUAA
Cucurbita maxima (winter squash) is the source of this 585-nucleotide messenger RNA. RefSeq lists its product as uncharacterized. The transcript has 2 exons. NCBI's taxonomy places the organism in Eukaryota, Viridiplantae, Streptophyta, Magnoliopsida, Cucurbitales, Cucurbitaceae. The coding region runs from base 1 to 585 and encodes 194 amino acids. The record is from RefSeq and is a predicted model, not a curated record.